AUGAAAAUCCUGCUUUGUGACCUCCUGCUGCUCAGCCUCUUCUCCAGCGUGUCCAGCAGCUGCCAGAAGGACUGUCUGACCUGCAGAGAGAAGCUCCGCCCAGCUCUUGACAGCUUCAACCUUGAGGUGUGCAUCCUUGAGUGUGAAGGGAAGGUCUUCAGCAGCCCUCUCUGGACUCCAUGCACCAAGGUCAUGGCCAGGGGCUCCUGGCAGCUCAGCCCUGCUGACCCAGAGCACGUGGCAGCUGCCCUUUACCAGCCAAGCGCCUCCUCCGAGAUACAACUGAAGCGAAUGCCUCGCAUCAGGAGCCUAAUCCAAGCCCAGAAAGGGACAGAGCCCGGCAUGGAUGAGACUGGAGAAAUGGAGCAGAAGCAGCUGCAAAAGAGGUUUGGGGGCUUCACCGGGGCCCGGAAGUCGGCCCGGAAGUUGGCCAACCAGAAGCGGUUCAGUGAGUUCAUGAGGCAGUACCUGGUCCUGAGCUUGCAGUCCAGCCAGCGCCGGCGCACUCUGCAUCAGAAUGGUAAUGUGUAG
Prionailurus viverrinus (fishing cat) is the source of this 531-nucleotide messenger RNA. It is a transcript of the gene PNOC, whose product is annotated as prepronociceptin. Gene Ontology annotation, biological process: neuropeptide signaling pathway; chemical synaptic transmission; sensory perception. NCBI's taxonomy places the organism in Eukaryota, Metazoa, Chordata, Mammalia, Carnivora, Felidae. Gene Ontology annotation, cellular component: neuronal cell body; axon terminus; dendrite. The record is from RefSeq and is a predicted model, not a curated record. Bases 1 to 531 code for a protein of 176 amino acids. The transcript has 2 exons. Gene Ontology annotation, molecular function: opioid receptor binding.